Messenger RNA from Solea senegalensis (Senegalese sole), 3904 nucleotides. RefSeq names its product estrogen receptor 2b (gene esr2b). Gene Ontology annotation, cellular component: nucleus. The transcript is spliced from 10 exons. Bases 341 to 2266 code for a protein of 641 amino acids. The record is from RefSeq and is a predicted model, not a curated record. Gene Ontology annotation, biological process: regulation of DNA-templated transcription; cellular response to estradiol stimulus; estrogen receptor signaling pathway. NCBI's taxonomy places the organism in Eukaryota, Metazoa, Chordata, Actinopteri, Pleuronectiformes, Soleidae. Gene Ontology annotation, molecular function: steroid binding; nuclear estrogen receptor activity; zinc ion binding.
GAGAGAAAAAACGAGGACAAACGGCAUCGAGGACGCGCGUGGACAGAAGACACUCAGAGGAAUAACACGCGCCGCUGCUUCUUCUUCUUCUUCUUCUUCUUCUUCACAUUUUCACUUUUUUUCCGCGUCGCUUGUUUUGUUUUGUUUUUUUCUUCAUCAGCUGAUCAUCGAUUAUAAUCCUUCACUUUUUCAUCCGCGAGAAACGAGAGGAGGAAGAAGAGGAAGAGGAGUCGGUGUUGACAGGUGCAGCUUUUAUUCCACAGGAACAGGAACGUGUCUCCUGGAGGAGAUGCAGUAGAGGAAACGUCCUCGCUGCCAACAAACACAAGCUCCCCCUGACAUGGCCUCCUCCCCUGGACUGGAUUCUGACCCGUUACCGCUGCUCCAGCUCCAGGAGGUGGACUCCAGUAAAGCGUCGGAGAGGCCGAGCUCCCCGCUGCUCCUGCCCUCGGUGUACAGUCCUCCGCUGGGCAUGGACAACCACACCGUCUGCAUCCCGUCCCCGUACACGGACGGAGGCCACGAGUACAACCACGGACCUCUGACCUUCUACGGCCCGCCCGUGCUGAGCUACGGCCGAGCGCCCGUCGCCGAGGGUCAGUCGUCCCUGUGCGCUCCCAUCAGCCCCUCGGCCUUCUGGCCCUCGCACGGUCACCACGCCAACGUGCCUUCGCUGACGCUGCGAUGUCCUCAGCCUCUCAUCUACAACGAGCCCGGAGGACACCCGGCGUGGCUGGAGACCAAAGCCCACGGCGUCAACCCGAGCAGCUCCAUCAUCAGCUGUAACAAGCUGGUGGGGAGGACACUGGAGGACGACGUGGACGCAGUGAACUCGUGCUCGUCUGCGGGUUCUAAAGCCGACAUGCACUUCUGCGCCGUGUGCCACGACUACGCCUCAGGGUAUCACUACGGGGUGUGGUCGUGUGAGGGCUGCAAGGCCUUUUUCAAGAGGAGCAUCCAAGGACACAACGACUACAUCUGCCCGGCAACAAACCAAUGCACUAUCGACAAGAACCGUCGUAAAAGCUGUCAGGCCUGUCGUCUACGCAAGUGCUACGAAGUGGGCAUGAUGAAGUGCGGUCUGAGACGCGAGCGCUGCAGCUAUCGAGGACCGCGACACCGCCGCGGCGGCGGACUCCAGUCCCGGGAGCUGGUCAGGGCGGGGCCGGGCUCUCGAGCUCAGCGGCAUCUCCACGUGGAAGCGCCGCUCGCCGCGUUCACCUCGCUGCCCCGGCACCACCGCGCCGCCAUGGGUCCGGAGGAGUUCAUCUCCCGCAUAAUGGAGGCGGAGCCUCCCGACAUCUACCUCAUGGAGGAUCUGAAGAAGCCGUUCACCGAGACCAGCAUGAUGAUGUCGCUCACCAACCUGGCCGACAAGGAGCUGGUCCUCAUGAUCAGCUGGGCCAAGAAGAUUCCCGGUUUUCUAGAGCUCAGUCUCUCUGAUCAGAUCCACCUGCUCAAGUGCUGCUGGCUGGAGAUCCUGAUGCUGGGUCUGAUCUGGAGGUCCGUGGACCAUCCGGGAAAACUCAUCUUCUCUCCUGACUUCAAACUCAACAGGGAGGAGGGCCAGUGUGUGGAGGGGAUCAUGGAGAUCUUCGACAUGCUGCUGGCGGCCACGUCGCGCUUCCGUGAGCUGAAGCUUCGGAGGGAAGAGUACGUGUGUCUGAAGGCCAUGAUCCUCCUCAACUCCAAUCUGUGUUCGAGUUCCCCGCAGACGUCGGAGGAGCUGGAGAGCAGGAGCAAGCUGCUGCGUCUGCUCGACUCUGUGAUCGACUCGCUGGUCUGGGCCAUUUCGAAACUGGGUCUGACGACGCAGCAGCAGACGCUGAGGCUGGGUCACCUGACCAUGCUGCUGUCACACAUCCGCCAUGUCAGCAACAAAGGCAUGGACCAUCUCUGCACCAUGAAGAGGAAGAACGUGGUGCUGGUGUACGACCUCCUGCUGGAGAUGCUGGACGCCAACACGUCCAGCGGCAGCAGCCAGACGUCCUCGUCUCCGGUCUCUGACAUUUACUCGGACCUGCACCACUUCCCUCCUCCGUCUCAGCCCGACUCGGACCAGAGCACCGCCCCCGAAGACCACACCGCUGCGCCUCCACGCAAACCGGCGGACGAUCUCCUGCAGGCUCUGCCCUUCCUGUCCACGCCUCUGUCAGACAGCGCGUCUCAUGUCAACGACUACAUGGAUCCGGAGCAGUGGUCUCUGGACUCGCGGGACAACAGUCCAUCAGACCGAGUCGCCGCGGAAACCAUGUCUGAGGACUGACGGGGACGGACUGAAACUUUCCAAGACUUUCGUCCUCCAAAGAUCAAAGAAUAAGAGUUAAAGAGCGCAAGUGUUUGGAGGUAACGUUGUUGACCUGUUGUGUAUUUAGUGUGUGUGUGUUGAUAUGUGUCGUGAACGUGCACUACAGUCCGUGUCCUCGAGGACGUCGCUGAACCUCUGUCGGGCAAGUGUGUCAUCUUUUUUGAUAUUGUCGUAUUUGUAUCUUUUUUCACGCCGGCGACGCGUACGACAGGCGCGCGCGGUCCAACGUCACGGUGCCUUCAAGUGGGACGGAGAUUUUCGCUAACGACUCCAAACCAAAUAUCAACUUUAAAUCUUUGGCAAACUAGUUGCACUUUUUGGAAAAUGUCCGUUCUCGACGCGGUCGAAACGGACUCGCGUCGCCACCGCGCGGACAUUUGAAGGCGCCACGAUUGGGGGCGGUGUUUUCUGUCACACUGUGGCGUCUGUUGUGUUCACCCACGACUUUUCUACUGUGUUUGUACAAAGACUUUGAAAGUGUCGGUGAAGUGGAGAAGCAGCCGUCGAGGCCUUUUUUACCAAACGACUGUUAAAAAACUCAUCUUCUCUCUUGUCGGAUCUUCUGGUGAAACUAAAGCGGAGUUUACACCAUCGCAGCGGCCAUUUUAAACUCGUGUCUCAGGUUCGGACUUUACUGUCAAAUGACAUAAAAACUGGACGUAAAGUCGUGAGGGCUGGUACUAAUCUCACAUUCGUAGCACUGGGGACAAAAAAGUCCUUUUUCCAAAUCAAGCUUUAAACUAAUUGAGGUGAUUUUGCACCUACGUCUGACCCGAUUAUUCGUAUGAAAUGCAAAGUUUUGGUCACGAUGGCAUCAAAAACCGUGAACUAUUUUUAUUAUACUACAUGCAAAGUAGACUUAAGUUGUUUAGUUAUUCCAGCCCGACUUGCGUCAAUGAUUGUGUAGCAUAACUUUUUGUGUCGUGUCAAAUAUUGACACUCGUACCGGUAAGGACAAAAAUGUCCUUCUAAAAAAUAUUGUAGUUUGAGGUGAUUAGUUACUUUGGCGUUAAGUGGCCUCGAGUGUCUGCACUUGAACAGAGGCUUGUUGCGUGAAGUGUGCCGUCUGUGAUUGCCUUGUUUUUAGUAGCGUCAGAUUUGAACCCUUUUAAAUGCAAGGAUUAUUUGACAUGAUGCCACCAAAAAAAUGUAGUAUGUUAAUGAGGGAGGGGGAACUGUGCCAUCUAGUGGAAAUGGCAAGUACAGAAGUCAAAAGGCCAGAUGGAAACCCACAUGUUCUAAAAAAUUCUGUUUUAAUGGCACAUUAUUUGCGCUUAAUGGUCUGAGUGUAAGUGUACUGUAUUUGUAGACAGUACGAUGAAAUGGAAAGAUGUGACAAAGCUAAAAGAAAAGGCUAAAACGCGGCGUUACUGUGAAAUGUGUGGCUGUAAAUUCCGCUUUAGUGUGAGAUUAUUCACUGUGUGUCCUGAUGUCUGUGGAUUAUACAUGCAUCCAAAUAAUCUGUUUGUUCUUUUUCCAGUGAAAACACAGCAGCCAAAAAUGGUGGUAAACAGCAGUUUAUUGUCAAUCAGUGUUGACAAUGUAUACAUCCCAUAAAUAAGUGUUGACAAAAUAAAUCCAAACUCUACACACAGA